CCCCGAGUAGUAUUCCAUUGUAUAUAUAUGUACCACUUCUUCUUUAUCCAUUCAUCAGUCAAUGGACAUAUGGGCUUUUCCCAUAAUUUGGCUGUUGUUGAUAGCACACUGUUACUUGUUCUUAAGUGUGUGGUACAGUUUUCCAGAGAAACCGUCUGGGCCUGGAGAUUUCUUUCCUGAAAGUUUUUAACAAUGAUAUUUUAGAAAUAUAUGUAUGUUUUUCAGAUUACCUGGGUGGUGGUUUUUUGUUUUUUUGGUUUUGUUUGGUUUUGUUUUGUUUGGGUUGAGCUUUAAUAGUUUGUGUCUUUCAAGCAAUUGUUCUGUUCCAUCUCAAUUACCAAAUGUAAGUGCAUAGAUUAUUUGUUAGAAUCCAUUCAAAUUCUCUGGAUUCUGUAACCUAUUUCAUUCUGGAUAUUGGUAAGUUGUGCCUUUAUUUUACUUAUCUUUCUUUUUGUGUCAGUCUGGAUAGAAAUUUAUGAAUUUUAUUGACCUUUUCGAAGAACCAGCUUUUGGUUUCAUUGACUAUCUCUAUUCUUUUCCUGAUAUUUGCUCUAAAUCCUGUUUUUCUUAUUUUCUUGCUUUAUUUUUAUGUCCUGUUUCUAGUUUCUUAAGGUGGAAGCUUUCAUUAUUAACGUGGGUCCUUUCUUCUUUCUAAUACAAACAUUUGAUGCGGUACAUUUAACACUAAGUACUGCUGUAGCUGCAUCCUGCAGAUUUGGAUAUGUUGUAUUUUCGUUUGCAUUCAGUUCAUCUGAUAAAGGGUUAGUAUCCAAAAUAUUUUCUAAUUUCCCUUGAGCCUUGCCAUUUGCACCAUGGGAUUAUUUAGACAUGUAUCGUGUAAUUUCCUUGUGUUUGGAGAUUUUCCUCUUCACAUUUUCUUACAUAUUGGGGUUUUUUUUUUCUUUUGCUCAGGCAACAUUCUCUGUAUGAUUUUAACUAUUUUAUAACUUCUAAUAUGUGUUUCGUGACCCAGGAUGCAGUCCACCUUGGUGAAACUUCCAUAUGUGAAGGGUUCUAUACUUGUCAGUUACAUCCAGGUAGUUCACAGUGUUCAGUUCAUCCGCAUAUUGCUAAUUUUCCUUCUAUUCCUUCUGCAUAUGACUGAGAGAGUGUUGACUUCUAUAACUGUUACUUGUAGAUUUGUUCAUUUAUCCUUCAGUUCUGUCUGACUUGGUUAUGUAUUUCGAAGCUUUGUUAUUGGGUGUUGUGCAGAGAAGAGUUAACAUAGUAGGCCUGAAACUACUGUGCUUACAAACAUCAGCAUGUUGGCCCUUAUCUUGCAUCCGGGAACUUGAAUUUCAGAAGGUUUCCCACCAUUCCCUACCUGAGCAGGGUGCUUUAUUCUUCCUAAACUGUCCAAACAAUAUGUUUCAUGUUAAACAUCUAUGAAACAUCUCAACACAUAGACAUCUAUGAAAAUACCUUUCCUUCUGGGAAUCUGAAAUCUUGGUCUGUGCUGGGCAGACAGUGCCUACGUGACCAGCCUCCAUCCCAAACCUCUGACGCUGUGUUACUCACGAGGUACCCUUGGUAGACAGCAUUUCACAUGAGUUAUCAUGAUUUGUUGCUGAAGGCACAAAUUGUGUGACUCUCCUGGGAAAGGACUCUUGGAAGCUUGCACUGGUUUCCUCCAGAUGUUACCCAGGGCACCAUUUCCCCUGGGCAAUUUUGCUUUCUAUCCUUUUGCUGUAAUAAAUCUUAGCCCUGAGGAUGACCUUCACGUCCUCCUGGGGAUGCAGCAGAAGCAAGGGUGGUCUUGGGACCUCCGAAACCAUGGUGGCAGCCAUGGGACUCACUAGCAGGAAAACCCUGACUCACUAAAAUAUGGUGGAAGACUUUGCGUAAAGAAAGGAUGGCACGGUAGAGAUGAUAAGCUGCUUGUGCCUCAGUGACUAUGGAUGUGCCCACGAUAUGAAAGAGCAGCUGAGCUGUUCUGAAAGGCCAGGGAAAAGGAUCCAGACCUUCCCAAAGGUGAACAAAAAUGUUGAAAGUUUAACUUGCUGUCUCCUGCACGUGGGAGAAGACAAAUUUAAUUGGUUGCCUGGGCUAGAAAAAGCUUUACAUAAACCAGAGGCAAAGACGGAGGGGAAGGCAUUCCAGCCUUGUCUUCAGCUGGCUUACUGCUGCUGUGGCUGCGCCUCCCAGCAUUCCAACCAGGAUGUCCCCUGUAUGGUCACCCGGAGAAUCACGUGUGCCCGCUAGGAUUACCCUUCCUGUGUGUGUGCCCUGACCAGCCCGACACUGCCUCAGCCUGGAAGACUUUCAGGUCAGGUUCUGCUUCUCGACCAGUGUGUGCUGUGCCUGAAUUUGUGCGUCAGGCCAGCUAAAAAGAAGGUUCUUACUAAGCAUCUGGGUCCUUCUGGCCACACACCUCCCUUGCUAGCUUCCAGCUCUUUGACAACCUUUGUCUUCAGCUUGCUGUCUAGACCAAGGGCCAGGUGGAGCUGUGAGCAUGGACCACACCUCCAUGGAUCCGCUCCGGAAAUGCAGCUCAACACUGAUUUCUGAGUCUUCCCCGAUGAUCUCUGAAGAGACCUCCCGGGAAGUCACGGCAGCCUCCUCUCCUUCCUUCUCGGAACUGCUUAUGAUGGGCCUGGGUGACCUCAAAACCAGUCCUGGCACCAAAUACCCUGCCCCUCUUCCAGAGGGGCUGCUCCAGCAGCGCUACAGAGAUGAGAAAACCCUACAAGAGAGGCGGUGGGAAAGGUCAGCGUCCCCUCAGAGGAAGAAAACCCUUCUGGGGCACAUGAGACGGCGGCACCUCGAUCAGGUGGCACCUUAUCGGGUGGAGAGGAAAGCCAGGAUCUCCUCCUCAGGUGAUAGAGAUCAGAACAGAUUCAGAUGCGAAUGUCGAUACUGCCAGAGCCAUAGGCCAAAUGUCUCUGGGAUGUCUGCGGAGAGGAAAGGGGCCCCCCAUGCUUCCUCCUGGGAGACACUGGUACAGGGCCUCAGCGGCUUGACCCUCAGCCUGAGCACCAGCCGACCUGGCCUGCUGCCCGAAGGGGUGCUCCAACAGCAGGAAAGAGACGAGAAGCUCCAACUGGAGAUGCAGCAGGAAAGCAAAAGGAUGUUUCAGAGGCUCCUAAAGCAGUGGUUGAAAGAAAACUGAUGCUCUCAUCCUCACGUGACGCAGGUCUGAAUGGCUCCAGACAUGAUCCUGAGCGUGGAUUUCUUUUGGGGACCAACCAGUAAGCAGUCGUCAGAGAAGUGACAAGAGCAGCGUUGAUGACUGAAAAUUCGAUCGGCGUGAGCCCUCAUCCAAUCCCAGGAAGGUUCUGUCUUUCCUACCUUGAAUUUGUGGAUCCCUGUGGGGCUUUCUAUGGGACACCGCAUACCCCAGGGGUCCGUAACUUCCUUAUUAUGGCUCCCGUGAUGCAUGUUGUCACUUUCCCACCCCGAACUCUGCCUCUCCUCCCUGCCUUGUUGUCAGUACGGUAGAGAGCUUCUCUGUAGCAUGAAUGCCCCGUUGAUGAUGGCCAUGUGCUUUUGUGCCAUUUCACGGACUGCCUCCCAGCAGCAGCACUGGUCUGCUGGAAUGGACGUGUGCUGAACGGAGAUCCACUUUCAAGAGACUGACGCUAAAGGAGGUGCAGAAAGGGACAUGGAACUGGAACUUGGUGGUUCACUAUUGUGUUGUCUGUGUAAGCCGUUAUGAGUAUGCUGAGCUAAAUGUAGAACAUUGUUUCCCUGCUUUAUAACACGGAUGGUAUUCCCCUCGAAGGAAUUUCUGACCCGUUACCUCAUCAUCCUUGCCAAAUAAAUAUACAUAUAAAAAAAACCCUAA
Molecule: messenger RNA, 3784 nt
Organism: Prionailurus viverrinus (fishing cat)
Lineage: Eukaryota; Metazoa; Chordata; Mammalia; Carnivora; Felidae
Product: protein FAM156A/FAM156B-like
Exons: 4
Coding region: 2453-3109 (218 amino acids)
Biological process (GO): epigenetic programing of female pronucleus
Cellular component (GO): nucleus
Source: RefSeq, a predicted model, not a curated record